AUGGAUGCUGAGGCAGUUCGGGAGAAAGCCUUGAAAGAUUCGAAUACAAGCCUUCCUGAUUCAGUGCAGGUUCGAAUGAUGAGGGAAGCCCAGUCUAGGAUAGACGCAGCUGAAGCAUCGCUCAAAGCCGUCAAAAGGCGAUGCAAACUUAUCUCGGAGUUUAUGGGGGCAACUUCGAAGUACUAUAAAAUCAAGGAAAAUAUAAGGAUUCAGGGUGUUCGUCUCCAGUGGAUUCGGGAGCAGAUGCCUCCAUUGGAAGCCGAGUUGAAAGAGGCCCAGGUGUCUGAAGGUAGCUCAAGUGCGAGAACGAACAAGCGAACACUAGGGGAUGAUGGUGGUGAUGGUGGUGAUGACAAGGCGCAGGAGCGGAGCGCCAAAAAGAAGAAACGGCAUCACCAAGCCGGCUCACCAUCAAGAGACUCGAGCUCUUUGACGCAAGCAUAA
Messenger RNA from Metarhizium album ARSEF 1941, 444 nucleotides. RefSeq lists its product as uncharacterized. Lineage: Eukaryota; Fungi; Ascomycota; Sordariomycetes; Hypocreales; Clavicipitaceae. The record is from RefSeq and is a predicted model, not a curated record. Bases 1 to 444 code for a protein of 147 amino acids. The transcript has a single exon.